AUGAGCAUGCCGCCACCUCCAGCCUCCGCUUCAGCCGUGGUGAUGGGCGAACUGAUCGAGUCCGUCGUGCACGUGCUACCAAGAUACUACCGUUUCGCCGCCGCCCGUGUCAACGAAGUUCGCGGCACAGCGCAAGAGAUAUGGCAAGAGCCCCGUAGCAUCCGCAAGGCCGUGUGGUGUCUCACGAAGCUCAUGCGCCGAUGGAAGGUGUCCACGGUGUCGGCCGUCACCUUUGUACUGCUGUGCUUGUGCACUAUCACAAGUGUAAUCCGCCUGUACCUCUUUCACCGAAAUCCCCAUAAUCUACACCUGCGGACCUACCAGGAGACACAUUUCGACCUCACGUCGAUGGGGUACUCGCACGUCUCCCCUGUGCACGACCCGCGCUCCUUGAGCCCGUACGGGCCGCGGUCGGACCGCACGCUGGCGCACUUCUGCGGCCGGCCCACGGCCAGCAGCUACGACGGCUACACCGGCGCGCCGCACGCGGCGUACAUGCACCACGACGUGGAGCGCGACCGCUACGUGGUGCGCACCUUCGGCCGCGGCGGCAUGCGCGUGGACGAGCGGCGGCGCAGCGGCGUGGGCCGUAGCACCUACGAGGCCUUUUGCGCCGCGCCGCGGAGCGUGCAGCGCUGCACGCCGCUGGCGCCGUCGCCGUGGCUCGACGGCGAGGCCAACUGGCAGCUCGGCGACGCUGCGCCGCGGCACGCCGUCAACGGCGCGUUCAACUUCACUGUGCGGCCUCUCGCCGUGCCGCACGCAGCCGCAGCUGCAGCAGCCGCCGGUGCCACCGCCAGCAGAAGUGGCAACGCCGACGCGGACUUCACCAAGGCGGACCAGGGGCUGCGCACGCACUACCGCCGCUACACGCGCGACGAGCUGCUGCAGCGUCACGCACACCUCGACUUCAUCUACUCCUACGUCAAUGGCAGCGACAUCACGCGCAGCUACACGAAGCCGUUUGCGAAGACGUGGGAGUGCGGCAACAUGAUCGCGUCGGUGCAGCUGCUGUGGGGCGAGAUGCAGCGCGCGGCCGACACGGACACCGAGGCGCCACACAUCGCCGAGGACGCCUUCAGCCGCUACAUCGCCGAGCUGCUGUUCGUGUCGGCGUCGAGCCCGUGCGCCAUGUCGGAGCUGCUAGCGGACGUGGGCACCGGCAAGGACGCGAUGAAGCGCGUGGAGGCGUCGCUGUGGUGGGCCGCCACGCACCCGAACGGACCCCGCAGCGUCGGGGACGCACCACUGCCGCCGCCGGAGACGACGCUGACGAACAUGGAGCUGCUGCGCGCGCUGGGUGCAGACCUGGAGAGCACGAAGCCGGACGACAUCGACGCAGACUGCGACGAACUGCGCCACAGCAUGCGCGGGCUGCUGGAACACACGCGCAGCUGGCACCGUGGCCGCAUGGCCGUCGUGGCACCGUACGGCAGCGUGCCGCUGUGGCUGAACCACAGCAAGAACUUCUUCAUGCGCUCCCUCUACGCCGCCGCCACGGCGACCGCGGCGCGCGCUGAGGCAUCGUGCGAAGCUGCUGACGGCGACGAUUCGAGGGUGCUCGGCACGGCCGAGGCGCGUUUCGUGAAGGAGGCGCACACCGGCACGCUGCACUACACGCGCAUCCACAUUGUGGACCAGCGCGCGCUGAUGCCGCCCGCGCCGCUGACGACAGUGAACAGCUUUUCCAUCGAGCCCUUCGUGUACCGGCUGCGCAACGCGUCCUCCGUCUUCAUCUACAUGAACGACGACUACCUCGUCAUGAAGGACGUCGACAUCACCGACUUCGUAAACGUCUACGGGGGGCCAGUGCUGCGAGUUUCACGGCCCGACGACCUACCGAAGGAUUUACCGCAUGCAACUGGUUUUCCGCGCGCAGUCCUGCAAAAUUCGUACAGCCUUCAGAGACACCUGGACAAGAUACCCGCGGACCUGGAGGAGCUUGUGCAGCCGGCUGCUGCUGCCACCGCCCUGACGUCGGUGGAGGGCGAGGCAGCCGUGAUGCGGCGUGGCGUCGUGCGUGCGUCGUGGGCCGCUUUCGCCGCUGCCGUGGACGCGCGCAGCAGCGUGGCGACGCCGAGAGGCGGCGCGAGGGCCACAAGCACGGCGUGCGCGAGCAACAGCAGCGCUGCUGUAUGCGCGUGGGCGGAGUGCGCGCGGGGUGCCGCUGAAGGAACGCUGACGCGCGAUACGUGUGCGAUGCCGCGCGUAUCGUUGGAGGGCGAGCCGGCGUGGGCCGCAGAUGCAGCGGGCACCUUUGCUCUGGUGCCUCCGUCGUCUACGACGCCGGGCAGCAGCGAGUGGACGUGGGCAGGCAAGGCGCAGAUGCCGGCGCUCGUGCACUGGGGUCGCCGCGUGCUGGACCGCGUGACAGCAGACCUCAUCGCCCCGCGCUACUACCUCGAAACAGCGAAACCGGUGGAGGAAGAACCGAAGCGAGUGCCGCCAGCGGAGGCAAGGGCGGAUGUCGCGCGUGACGUUGCAGCCUUUGCUCAGCUGAUGCGCAGGGUGGACCUGGAGCGGAAGCUGGCUGCCGGUUCAUCAGGUGCUCAAGUUAGGCUGAUGCGGCACCUUGAAGCCUGGGCGGCGCGCUUCGCUGGACACGCGUUCCCGACGCACCGCGUGUUCAAGACGCAGCCGCGCCUGCGCAAGUACCGCAUGCGGCUCGACAGCCACGCGCCCUACCCACAGUGCCGCAACAUGUGGGGCUACAUCCACAAGCGCUACGCACCGGACCUCAACCUGAACAUGUUCAUGGAGCGCAUACGCACCACGAUAGACCUGCUGCCACCAUCGACGCACACGGCGCACAUGCUGCGGCAUCCGUGGGCCGCGUCGAGUCAGUACCUGCCGUACCUGAUGGCGAAGCAGGCGUGGCGCAUGCAGCGCGGUGCCGGGCUGUCGCCGCUGGACAACGACACGCCGGUGUUCCCGGUGGUGGACGUGGCGCUGGACAACGAGGACGGCUGCGCACCGGCAAGUUUCCGCGGCGAAGAGCUCAAGGAAGCCGCUUAUAAUGAGCUCGAUGAUGACGUGCAGCACAAUGCUCGCCGAAUGGAUCGCAUCCGCAGCUAUCGCAAUGCGAUCUCGUUCACGAACAUCAACUCUAAGUUUAACCUCGAUUUCAUCGGCGAAACGCUCCGCAACUUCCUGGAGGAGCUCUUUCCGACCCCCAUGCUGCUGGAGCAACACUGGCGCAGCGCCUCGGGGGACGAGGGCGGCACGGACGAGCUGCGGGUAUCGCGGCGGAUUGAUGGGGAGAGCGGUGCGCGCGACCUGCAGUUUGCGCAUUUGGACGUCAACUUCAAGCGCCUGAUGCGCGUGCCGCUGAUCCUUGUGAGCAACGACGAGGAGGGCUUCUGCCCGCUGCUGCGCAGCUUGCGGCAUGCGUUGCCGAACUUCCGCGGGCGGCGCGUGGUGCAGGUGCUGGUGCCGCCGGCGGACGGCGUGUCGCUGCGCGCGGUGCGUGCGGACCGGCGACACGGCUACCGCGACUUCCUGCCGGUGGCGCGCUGCAGCCUGCCGGCUGACCGGCUUCGCCGCGUGACGCUGCCGGCGGACAGCGGCGUGGCGGACGUGGUGGUGGCAGGGCUGCGGCUGGCGCGCGAGGACGUGGCGGUGGAGCAGUGGGAGGCGCCGGCGCUGGUGGAGCUGCGAGGGCGGCGCGUGGCGCUGCGCGCGGUGCAGGCGCUGGUGAUCGAUGCGCGCACGCUGCACACCGGUGCACGCGGCUUCACGGAGCUGCCGCUCGCGCUGGCCGUGCCGGCCGAGCUGCUGGCGCACGAAGACUUCGCGGAGCACCUGCUGGACGCCGCCGCGCAGUCGCUGGUGCGGUCGCCCACAGCAGCGGAGGCGGCCGCGGUCGCCGCGGUGGUGCCGAUGGAGGAGGCCGCCUCUGCGGGGGACUUCGCUGCGAGCGUGCUGGUGCUGUCGGAGGUGGAUGCGGAGGUGCGUCACACGCACUGGGCCCAUGGCGCCUCCGAGCACGACUUGCUGAGCGGGAUGCCGCUGCCGUAUGACAAGAUGGAGGACAUGAAGGAGAUGGUGCAGUGGGGCUUCUGA
Molecule: messenger RNA, 4062 nt
Organism: Leishmania major strain Friedlin
Lineage: Eukaryota; Euglenozoa; Kinetoplastea; Trypanosomatida; Trypanosomatidae
Exons: 1
Coding region: 1-4062 (1353 amino acids)
Cellular component (GO): Golgi apparatus
Source: RefSeq, a predicted model, not a curated record